UGUACGAAGAUGUCCCGUUCUAGAAUGAUGCUGUGCAUCGCUGCACUUGCUGCCUGUUGGGUGCACGUGGUAAUUACUCUUGGAGAGCGAUCCCAAGCCAGUUACAAGGAGGAAAUUGUGUUUCCGGAAAGACUAAACUCCAGCUUGAGUCAGGAGCAGCGUGCCGGGCAUGGGGAUGGUUACGGGGAACCCUCCGAAAGCCACCUGAUCUUCCGGUUCCGUGCGUUUGGGGAAGAACUGGUGCUGGAUUUGGAGAGGGAUCCAAGCUUCCUCUCAGAGGACCUGACGGUGCAGUAUCUGGGCAGAAACGGACAGUCCGAUGCCAGCGGUCUCUCCGAAUCCGGCAGUUACUUCACGGGAGCUGUCAAUUCCGACCCCGAAUCCAUCGCAGCCGUGAACUACAACGGAGCCUCGCUUCUGGGCGUUUUGCACUACCGGGGAGCUGAAUACCACAUACAGCCGCUGGAAGGCGGAGGUCAAAACAGCGCCGAGGGCGUCGGGGCGCACAUCAUCCGCUGGAAGGUCCCAGAGAAGACCAAUGGACCUAUGUGCAACGUGGGCCCGCAGGUUUCCGUCACGGUCCCGGGGAACAUAGGCGAAAACGACAACAACGCGAAGAACAGAGCAACUUCAAGCAGAAGAACCAAGCGCUUUGCUUCCGUCCCUCGUUACGUGGAGACAUUGGUGGUGGCAGACGAGACCAUGGCGACAUUUCACGGGGCAGGCCUGAAACGCUACCUGCUGACUGUCAUGGCCGCCACGGCAAAGUUUUUCCGCCACCCAAGCCUGAAGAACCCGGUCAAUGUGGUGGUGACUCGUCUGGUGGUAAUAGGGAAGGCUGACAAACACAACAACUACUCGGGUCUGAAGAUGACCACCAACGCUGCCGAGAUGCUGAGGAACUUCUGCGAGUGGCAGAAAGGCUUGAACAAACCUAAUGACUCUGACUCGGAACACUUUGACACUGCCAUACUCUUCACCCGGCAGAACCUAUGCGGGCUGUCCACAUGCGACACGCUCGGGAUGGCCGACGUUGGCACAGUCUGCGAUCCAUCCCGGAGCUGCUCCAUAGUGGAAGAUGAUGGUUUACAGUCUGCGUUCACAGCUGCACAUGAACUUGGUCACGUGUUUAACAUGUUGCAUGACAACUCUAAGCCCUGUGUGGAACUGAACCGGCCCGCCAGCAACACCAGACACAUGAUGGCACCUGUGAUGUCAUAUGUAGACCCUGAAGAGCUAUGGUCUCCUUGCAGCGCCAAGUUUAUCACCGACUUCUUGGACAAUGGGCAUGGUCACUGUCUUCUUGACAAACCUCGAACUCCUCUGCGUUUACCCGUGCCCUUCCCGGGUAACGAUUACGACUCCGACCGCCAGUGCCAGCUGACUUUUGGCCCAGACUCUCGGCAUUGCCCCAAUCUCCACACUCCCUGCUCGUCUUUGUGGUGUACGGGUAGAAUCGACGGGCAUUUCAUGUGCCAGACCAAGCAUUUCCCCUGGGCUGAUGGAACUCAGUGCGGCGUUGGAAAGACUUGUAUGAACGGACGGUGCAUCAGCAAAGUUGAGAUGAAAGCCUUCAACACUCCAGUUAACGGAGGAUGGGGCUCCUGGGGUCCAUAUGGAGAAUGUUCUCGGACGUGCGGAGGGGGAGUGCAAUUCUCCCAUCGUGAGUGCAACAAGCCUGUCCCGAGGAAUGGGGGGAAGUAUUGCGAGGGGAAGAGGACCCAGUACCGUUCCUGUAACACACAGGAGUGUGUUGGCAGCACGGCUCUGACGUACCGGGAACAGCAGUGUGCCGUGUACAACCACAGAACGGAUCUCUUCAAGGGUUUCCCAUCUCCGAUGGACUGGGUGCCGAGGUACAGUGGCAUUGCAGAGAAGGACCAGUGUAAACUUACCUGCCAGUCUCGUCCUCUGGGGUAUUACUACGUACUGGAACCAAGGGUGGCAGACGGUACUCCGUGUUCUCCAGACACGACCUCGGUGUGUGUUCAAGGUCGCUGUGUCCACGCAGGGUGCGACCGGGUCAUCGGAUCAAAGAAGAAGUUUGAUAAGUGCAUGGUAUGCGGCGGCAAUGGAUCCACCUGCUCAAAGACCUAUGGAUCCUUCACUAAACCCAGAUAUGGCUACAACGACGUGAUCACCAUCCCAGCAGGAGCCACCAACAUUCUGAUCCGACAGAGCAGCGGCUCAUCUUCCACCAGCGACGGCGUCUAUCUGGCCAUUAAGAGGCAAGACGGGUCUUAUGCGCUCAACGGCAAUUACAUCUUGGUGCCCUCGGAGCUGGACGUCCAAGUAGGAGGAGGAGUGAGCGUGCGGUACAGCGGGGCUACCAAAUCCACGGAGACAAUCGUUGGACGCGGGCCUCUCAAACAAUCGUUGACCAUCCAAGCUUUGGUCGUCAGUGACCAGAGAGCUCCACGUCUCAAAUACACCUUUUUUGUUCCAAAACCCACCACCCGUUCCACCCAACCCAAAAAAACGGCUGAGGACUGGAUGAAGCGGAGAGCCCAGAUUUUGGAAAUUUUGAGGAGAACCAGCAAAAGCUACAAAUAAUUGUUUUGUGAUUAUAAACCCUUAAGCUUUAUAAAAAAUAUGAGAUCUGGGUAUAAGCACUUUGGGGGGGGGCAUUUCUCAAGCAGCC
This is a messenger RNA of Spea bombifrons (plains spadefoot toad), 2641 nucleotides long. RefSeq names its product ADAM metallopeptidase with thrombospondin type 1 motif 4 (gene ADAMTS4). Gene Ontology annotation, cellular component: extracellular matrix. Lineage: Eukaryota; Metazoa; Chordata; Amphibia; Anura; Pelobatidae. Gene Ontology annotation, biological process: extracellular matrix organization; proteolysis. Gene Ontology annotation, molecular function: metalloendopeptidase activity. The coding region runs from base 10 to 2553 and encodes 847 amino acids. The record is from RefSeq and is a predicted model, not a curated record. The transcript is spliced from 9 exons.